AUGAUGAAAUCAAUCAAGAAACUGUUCUCCCGAAAGAACAAGUCCCCCAAGAGCAUCCGUACCACCACAAGUGAGAGUGGUUCUGAAGCGCAAGGUCCGUGUGAGACAGACAACGAGAAGGUUGUGAGGGCGUAUGUGCAAAAGCUGAAUGACCAUGACAUGGAUGGGGCCAAGGAGCUCAUAGCUGAUGGCUGUGUAUGCAUCUUCACCAAGGCAGACAAUAUGGAACUGGAAUGGACUGAAUUGGCAGCUGAAAUGGUCAGGAUCUACGAUGCCUUUCCAGAUUUCAACUUUCGAUUCGAUUCUUCCAUUGACGAGCGCAAGAGUGACGGAGUGGUGGUUUGGAGCGACGUGGUACCCAAUGGUCAUCACACCGGCAAACCUUAUGGGUUUGGACCGUGUCCUGCCAUUGAAACAUCUGGCAAAUAUGCGGAAAACUCACCGGAGACUAUUUACUUCCAUGUGAAUGAACAGGGAAAGAUCAGCAAAAAAGUUAUUGAGUGUUCAGGGGACAUGUCAGGCCCACCAGGACUCUAUACCCAAAUUGGUGGCUUUCCUCUCAUGUAA
Messenger RNA from Seminavis robusta, 567 nucleotides. NCBI's taxonomy places the organism in Eukaryota, Bacillariophyta, Bacillariophyceae, Naviculales, Naviculaceae. The record is from the annotation of a GenBank genome assembly.